Messenger RNA from Symbiodinium natans, 2808 nucleotides. The record is from the annotation of a GenBank genome assembly. NCBI's taxonomy places the organism in Eukaryota, Dinophyceae, Suessiales, Symbiodiniaceae.
AUGUUUCAAGACGUGCAGGGCCUGCUUCUCCUGCUCGGCCUCGUAGCCGGGUCUCCGAAGCUUCCGAGCGUGUCGCCCCAGGAGGCGGUUCUUGUGCAGUCCUUCCGUCACUUUGACUACUUCCGAGGGAGCAUCCGCUUCCCCAGGGGGCGCCAGGGAGACCGGAGCAACAAGACGCUGCGCGUGUCGGGGUGGCUGGGUGCGACCCAUGGGAUCUUCCGCAACUGCUGGGGCUGCUAUGCUGGCUUCUGCACUUCGAGGAAGCUCUGCUGUGGGCUCCGGCCCAAUGCGGCCUGCUUCGAUGGGCUGUACUACAUGCAAGAGAUGUGCUGCGACACCCGGCUCGUGGCCUACGACAACCAUCCUGAGAUCCUCACUGAGUCUCUGCAUCAGCAGCUCGGCUUGGAGCAGAUCUACCAGCGCUUCACGGCGCGCAGGCUGGAGCACCUCGCGUCGCUGGCACUUCCGGUGUGGAAUCGCAAGGUACUCGAGCUUGGUGCACGACAAGGGGACCUGACACAUUUCUUCACAGAUCGCGGCUGCUUCGUUACGCUGGUGGAGCCACGGCAGACCAACGUCAUCGCGCUCCGCAAGAAGUUGGCCCUUGGCUAUCUCUUUCCCGACCCGGGCAAAGUCGAGGUACUGUCGAUGGAUCUGGAAGAGUCCAUGCCACAGGGGACGUGGGACAUCGUCUUCUGUUAUGGGCUCCUCUACCAUUUGCAAGAGCCAGAGAAGUUCCUGGAAAGAGUGGCGCCGCUGGUGUCUGACUUUCUGCUCAUGGAGACGGUUGUGUCGACUGAGGUCGUCGACAUCGUCGAGUCCGUCGAGUCAGACUCCAUGUCUCUCCGCGGCCACGCGCGACGCCUGCGCAGGGAGGACGUGUUCAUGCUGCUGAAGCGAUUCUUCCCGUAUGCAUACGUCCCAAUGACCCAACCAAACCACGAGCAGUUUGAGACUGAUUGGGCUCACCAGUCUGGCAACACCCGCCGAGAUGCCAUCCUGGAGCAACUUGACCGAGAUCCCAUCAUUGCCCACACCAACAAGGACAAGAUCAAGUACUACCAUGAGCAGCUCUUCCGCAGCCACCAAAUGCUGCUGAUGGACACGGCAACGUCCGAGUUCCUUUUCCUGAACGACUUCUUCGAUACCAAGGGCGACCACGGCCUGUUCGUGGAAGUGUUCGGAAAGACGACGCAGUACUUCCUCGACUCCUUGGAGGGCUUUCUUGGCAACUGCUGGGACUCGGUGGGCCUGUUGCUGAUGGUCCGAAUCGUGGACUUCUACAGGAAGCGCAUGCAGCAGCGUAAGGUCAGCUGCCUAGACUCCUACUUGGACGCCCUGCAGCUUCUCCUUUGGCCUAGGCUUCGCGUGGUGCUGGACGCCAACAUCGUGUCCCUCCGGAAGGCCUACCAGCAGAAUCUGCAAGCACCGACAAACAACAAUCCCCACUUGGUGACGAGGAGGUUCGCGGAGUUAGCCGCGUCGCUCUACUUCCUGAGCUCCAGCGAAGACAGUGGCCUGCCCGACACGCUGCAGCAGCCUCUGGCCGCCAUGCGGCAGGAGUUCUGCACGCUGCUGUCGGCCAUGGCCAACAGGUUGGAUGGGCAGGAUUCCGGCCUGGUGUUCUUGGUGAACAACUACGACCUGGUGCUGACCGUGUUCCACGAGCGCCACCUUCCCCGGAAUGCCACGGAGGUGUUUGAGGACCUCUUGCGCAACCAGGUGCAGAAGUUUGUCGAAAGCCAGCUGAUGAGCCAUUUCCCGGAGCUCGUGAUGUUUGUGAAGAACACGGAGCCGGCCGUGGCGAACAUUGACGAGACAACCGCACGCUCGCAACCGAGCCAGUCGCCACCCCCAGGUGUGGAUGUGCAGAAGAUGGAGCAGGUGGUCCGUAACUUCGCCGCGAAUUGGAAGAGGGAGAGGGACCAGAUCCACCAGUACGUCAUGGUCUCUUUCAGCAACUUCUCCAACGGCAUGGAGAUCCUGAAGCAGGUCCUGACGCAGCUGCUGCUGUACUACACCAGGCUGCAGAAGGUCAUCCGGAAGGCCUUUCCACAACAACCGCCAGCCUUUGCUAACGAGAUGGUCUCGAAUACCACGAGACUUGGCUCAGUCAGUAGGCUUCAGGGGUGGGCCGUGCUGCGCCUUCUCUUGCUCCUAUCAGUUCCAGCAUCAAGGGGGCUGCGGGACCGGGGGGGGAGAGAGUUUGCGUGCCUGGGCGCGGCGCUGUCAGGAGACAUGUCGAAGUCAGGCGUUGUGAAGAACUGGAUGGACGACAAGGGCUUUGGCUUCAUAGGACCAGAUGAUGGCAGCGAGGAUUUGUUCUGCCACUCUUCCUGUCUUCAAGGAUGCAAGGGCCUGGGCAAGGGAGACAAAGUCCGCUUCGAUGCAGAGUACGACGAUCGCAAAGGCAAGAUGCGAGCUGUGAACGUGUCCGUGGAGGGCGGCGGGGGUGGCGGGGGCGGCGGGCGCGGCUAUGAUCGGGAUGAUCGCCGUGGGGGCUAUGACCGACGGGAUGACCGCCGAGAUGACCGCCGAGACGACCGCCGGGACUAUGACCGUCGUGAUGACCGCCGCGAUGACCGCCGGGAUUACGACCGCCGAGAUGACCGCCGAGAUGAUCGCCGAGACGACAGGGGCAAGGGCAAAGGAGGCAAAGGAGGUGAUCGCUUCGGGGGGGACACCCGAGGUGACGACAUCAGCAACGGCGGCAAUAAGCACCUCACAGCUCGCGAGCUCUUCAUGAGGCCGCUUGUUGCUGAGAGCCUUCAUCUCAAGCGCCCCCCUGCUUCCAACUCCACUACUUGA